Syngnathoides biaculeatus (alligator pipefish) is the source of this 9435-nucleotide messenger RNA. RefSeq lists its product as uncharacterized. The transcript is spliced from 2 exons. Lineage: Eukaryota; Metazoa; Chordata; Actinopteri; Syngnathiformes; Syngnathidae. Bases 3697 to 5337 code for a protein of 546 amino acids. The record is from RefSeq and is a predicted model, not a curated record.
UAUGUUCAUAAAAAAAUAUAUUUCCAUAUUAGUCUUUGAUAGUUUGCGUUGGAUUUACCUUAUGGUUGGCAUUUGGGUUAUUCAGGACAGUUUUAAUCUUUCCUCUGUUUGUCCUCUUAAGAGUCACUCAUGGGAUGGUAGCAACACGCCUGACUUUAGUGUGCUCAUCGUGGGAUCGAUUCCCACUCAGUGACUAUGUACCGUGUGACUAACGACCUGUUCAGGUCGGAGUCUGCCUUUCAAAGAAUAUUCGCUGGGAUUGGCUCCAGCCCUCCUUUGCCCCUUGUGAGGAUAAGUGGCUUAGAAAAUGGAUGUGUUCCAGCAGAUUAUAUUUCAUUGAGACAAGGAAAUUAAGCCUGGCUUUUUGUGACUUUUCUGUGUACAAAUGUCUAAUCUGGUCUGCUUUUAGUAUCCAAACACAUUUACAAUUAUCUUCUUGACUACAGUAUUUAACAAUUUUCUUUACUGUCCAAGUCAAGUGUAUUCAUUUAGUCAUUAACCCCCUAAAUGUUUUGGGGGGGGGGAUAAAUAACCGUUAAUACAUGUUAUUUGCUAAUUUAAAGGGGAAUUCCGGUGGUUUCCAUAAACAAUGUAUUCAAUAGGUAAUGUAAUAUGUACUCUAUCUUGACAAUGUGACGUUAAAUCCUCUCUCAUUUAAGUGUUUUCAGAUUGCCAACAAUUGCAAAUUUUCAGGGGCGCUGCCAUUUUGGCGAGUCACAUGACCUACAUGCGCGGAUAUGACUGGUUACGUGCAGUUCCAAACGCUUGAUUUCAGGGGACAUCAUUAUGAUUUCUCGGAUUGAUCCUCAUCUGCUGAAUAAAUGGCAGUAUCGGUUGAUUUGGGAAGACUUGAGGAAUAUUUCCCCAUACGGAUUUGAACUUGUGGCUUUAAAUAAUGCCGGGCUAAAUGUUGAAUCUUCGGGCGGAAUGACGCGGAGUCUGAGCUCGCUCGGCGGGGAGCGAGCUCACGGCUCCGCUGCUAAGUGGAGCUCGCUCCCCGCCGAGCGAGCUCCGCCGCUGGGCGGCAUUAUUUGCAGUCACUGGUUCUAAUCUGUAUGGAAGUAUUCCUCAGUCUUCCCGAUCAAUUGAUACUGCUAUUUCUUCAUCAGAUGAGGAUAAAUCAGUGAUGGGCAUAAUGUGGUUUCACGUAAUUGAGCGUUUGGAACGGUAUGUAACAUGUCACAUCAGUGUAACGUAGGUCACGUGGCUUGUGAAAAUGGCAACGCCCCUGCAAAUUUGUAAUUGUUUAAAAAAAUCUCAACACUAAAUAAGAGGAUUUAAGAUCACAUUGUCAAGAUGGAUUACAUAUUACAUGACCUAUUGGAUACAUUAAUGCAAACCUCUCGGAUUCACCUUUUUAAAUUUUCAUUAAACUUGUAGUUUUUCCUCUAUGGUUAAUUGUUCAAGAAAUAUUAAAAUCCGUUUUAUAAGACGUGCAAUAGCUAAUUGUGCGAAAAACGUCAAGCUGUGAAUAGUUUUGCACUGUAUAACGAACAAAACUCUGCCAGAAAAACUGUAGGUAGCCAGGUUGGUUAUUUUAUUGGUUUGGAUUUGUAUUUUAGGUUUUCAAAAUAUUAUGAUUGCCCUGUGUUUACACUGUUAGAAGUAACCAGAGGUUAACAUUUGUGUUAAAAAUAAAUUUCCUACCCAAAGUGGGCUACACCCCCCCCCCACCAGAGAGACAUUUUCAUUUUUUCCAAAUUGGUCAUUUUCAUCCCUGAAAAUAGACCUCACUGAUUGAAUGCCACGCGAUUUUAUUGAACAUCCUCCUUUCUACUAAUUGCACAGCCUUAAAAGUGUAUAUCAUGAAUGCUGGGUCCUGUGUUUCCUGAAAAUUUGAUUCCAACUGUUUAACUUGACAUGUAGCAACAAAAUAUAUUAAACUUGUAUUAAUCUAGUUAGUCACAUUGGUCUGCUUUUAUUUUGAAUGCUACACGUAAUGGCAAAACACAGGUGUUAGGGGAUGAUUUAAGCUUUUUCCCAGGAGCAAUAGUUGGGGAACCACAGGUAAUGGUUUAAGAAUUGAAAAUGCGUCUGGGGAAAAAAAACUUGUCAAAGUACAUUACUGGCGUGGUAGUCAAAGGUUUACUUUCUAAUACUGUACAGGAAUCUUUUUAAACAUUUGCUAAUUCUAAAAGCUGGUAAUUCCAGAACUCGCGAAAACUCGAGCUCUCUUUUGCACGAUCUCUCGAGCUCUCUCUUGCAUGAUCCCUCGCACUAUCUCUCGAUCGAUAUCUCUCUCGAUCGAUCUCUCUCUUGCGCGAUCUCUCUCUCGCUCGUGCUUUUCACUAGAGUUGCUCUGUGAAUCACUUAUUGUUUGCAUUGUGAGCAUCAAACUUGACAAGCAUUUCCCUGUUAAUAGUUUGUGCAAUUCAGUCGUUGUUGAUUGCCUUCAACACCACUGCGCUGGUAUUGGUCUGAUUUUCUUUGGGGUGAUGUCAUUUCCGCGCGACGCGCAACUGACCCACCAUUCAAACCUAAACAACGGAUAGGAGAUUUUUGAUUACUCUUGAAUCCAGCGUUAUUUUUGGAAAAAAAAACAAACAUCCCCAUUGCAAAGAGUGUUCCUAUUCUAUUGCAAUUGUGCCAAUUCUGAAUUGUAUAAAAUUUUCGCCACCCCAAGUGUAAACAGUGUAACUGUUUGUGAUUAUCCCUAACCCGUUGUCAGGCACAGUCAUUCAUUGGCUGGAAUGCUUUUCACUGGAGUUGCUCUGUGAAAAACUUUGUUUGCAUUGCAAGCAUUGAACUUGACAAGCAAUUACCUGUGGAUUUGCUAACAUCCUUGAGUCCUUGGUGGUGAGGAGCAGCGUUUUUCCUUGGUCUGUUUGUCACUGGGACCGGUUGGUUGCUGGCUUGCAUUGUGCGCAUUGCAAGUGUCAAAUUUGACAAGCAGUCCCCCUUUAACAAUUUGUGUGUUUUGAAGAUUGUUUAAUUUGUUGACAAAUAACCCCCCAUUGUUAAUAAGCAAAAGUGUGGCUUGAUAUUUUUUCUGAAUUGCUUUUAUUCCACAAGGUUUUUGGUGGUGUUUGAAUAACAAUACACAUUCUAUCACUGGGACAUUUCCAACGCUAGCAACAGAGCGCAGCCAAGCGGUCUUCUUCUACACACAAACAUCUACACACACGCACGCACAGGGAUCACCCACAGUUCUACUAUAACACACACACACACACACACACACUAUUUUUGACCCUUUUGUUUCCCCUUUCACUCCACUCCGAGUUCCAACCAGACAAAAAUUAACAAAUUAAAUAAGACAAUAACCAAACGUCAACAACAAACGGUUACACGGACAAUCAAAUGUAUUCAAAACAGGAAAUGGGGGAUGAUGAAUGGACGCUCCCAUGCUGACCCCAACAUUUUCACAAAUAAUGAUUGGAGUCAACCGUCCCGGUACCAGGGAGGACGGGCACACCGGGGGAAGGACCGUGUAUUCACUUCCUCUCAUUUUAAUGAGGGAGGUGCUCCUAACCCUUACCCCAUCCAUAAUCCGCCUGUGCCUCCUCCGGACACACGUGCUCGCCUGAACUGGUCCGGAGCACGGUUCGACCCCGACCUUAUUCCGACGCGUCAGUAACUAGAAACGGUCGACCCAAAAACAACGGACCGCGUAACCCCCAAUGACAAAAGGUGUACAAACAACCCACUCCGGAAUUCACUCUACUCGUCCGAAGAAUUAACUCUGUAAUCAAGUGCAUGCAUCAUCUGCAAAAUGUCACCUGGAAACAAGAUAAGGCAGAACCCAAAAUGAUAACCAAAAAGGUCGAGGAAUUGGCCAUGUUUAUCAACCCAGCUGUCCCCAAGUCAGAUACGUUGGACUUGAUCAUGGGCAAUGCAAAAAACUGGGGGUACAACACCUUAUUGAUCCUAGAAAACCAUUACAAAGACACUAUCUGUGAAACACUAGGUGACAUUUUUGAAGCAGGUAUCCCUAAUUGGAGGGAACUGUUUGAUGUAGCCACACGUUGGGCGUAUAGAAAUACACCCAAUCUCAAAAAAGAAAUAAUUGAGCAAGCGGAGGCUCUGUUUGUGGCUACAUCAACGAAUAAUUUAGAAUGGGAACUCGAACGGACUAACCAACAAAACACUGAACAACCGACGAAUACUAACACUGACCACGACCCUGACACACAACCACAAGAGGCGGGGCCACCGAACCUCAACACAGAAAACACACAGACUACAGUAACUAUACACAUAGAGGACAACUCCACCACCGAAACAGGCCACAUCCCAACCGACGAUCGGGAGCAGCACACCCUGACCAAACCGACUGAAACAAGAGGAACUAUGACAGAGGCAAAGUGGGAAUGGUCCCCAAUACCAACGGAACCGAGGAACAGCCCGGAACCGAGAGACCAACGACCCACACGCCCCAGAACCGACAAAAACACCUGCGUGAUCCCAGAAGGCAGCAGGCUAAUGGAGAUCUCCCGAGAAGAGGCGAUUCCACAGACAGAACAGAACCCAGCGGAGUCCAGCGACGGGGACCUUGGGGAACUCUUGAUGGAGUUGGCGAGGGAGAACGAAGAUCCUCCGACACCGGCCAUGGAACAAUCGACGACGAGCACACCCUCCAGCACCUCAAAACUGAGGCAGUUGGAACUGUCGUCGUCGUCGUUCACACCACGAGCGACGACGACUCGAGACCACGACGGAGGAAGGAACGCACCCCUCAACACCUCAGAACUGAGGCAGUUGGAACUGACAUCGGGGUCGUUCACACCUGGAACACCGCAAGAGACGACGCUUCAAGACGACGACGGAGGAAUCUCCACGCCAACUACAUCGCAACAAGCACUCCUCAAGGUCCGCAAGCAUCUAAGGACUCAACAAAAAAUGAAGGUCUGGCAGCUGAGGGUCUUGGAAAAAAACUGUCAUAAUUGGGGACUCCAACCUGAACAGAAUACCGAACUUUUCCAUCCCGAUUUACAAAUUGAAAGUUACCCGGGAGCCAAUUUUCACCACACAGCUUCAAUCCUGUCCAAAACCAAGGAUGGCGAGCAAGCCGAACAACUGGUCUUGUCCUUCGGCAUCAACUGUCGGUGCCAAAAGAUCAAAAAGACGACUAUAAAACAAAUACAAACAGCGUUGCGCACAGCCAGAAUACAAUUCCCCAAUGCUCGCAUCUGGAUCCAGGAAUUGAAUUUCUCAAAUGAACUGCCUGAAAAAGAAUGCCUAGGACUUUGUGAACUCAACAAAUACAUCAGGAAAAACACCAACUGCAUUCCCAAAAUUAAACCGGCAGACUUCACAACGGGGAAGGACCACAUCCACUGGACCAAAACAACAGCAACGUACAUUUUGGAACACUGGGCGAAUCAUUUAAACUUGUGAGUUCCCUGACUCGCAGCACAGAAGGGAACAUACACACUGAAUUCCGUAACGUUUUGGUUCUCGCCGAAAACAUCAGGUUGUCCAGGGAUGAACUGAGUCUCCUCAACAAAGGACUCAACUUCAUCCCAACCGUUAAUCUACAAGCCAACAAAAGAAAACAAACGCAACUGGACAUCCAAAAGUAUCACAGAAGAAUGAUGCUGAUCGCACACUUCAAAGGGGCCCAGAAAAAAACGAAACUCCCCUUCAAACCUCCUUCGACGUGGAGUCCGGCGAGGUCAUCUCUUCCGGACCAACUCAGACGACUGAUAGAGCGGGACAAGGAGCACUUCAUCAAAUGGUUCAAACCACGCCAAGAAAGAAGGAAUCUAACGAAACAGGAAGUGAUAGCGUUCAGAAAACUGAAAAGAAACAACCAAAUUAUCAUCAAACCAGCGGACAAGGGAAGCAAAGUAGUGGUCCUGAGCUGGGCACAAUACACAACUGAAGCCUACAAACAAUUGAAGGACACCAGGUACUACCAAGAACUCCAAAAACCAACAUAUCCGGACACUAUCCCGUUGGUCCAAAAAGAUCCUCAAAAACCUACACAAAAAAAGAUUCAUCGACACGCAACAAAUGAAAUACUUAGGGGGCAAUCCGGAACAGAGACCGAGAAAAUUGUACCUUAUUCCCAAGAUCCACAAAAGCCCGGAACUCUGGACGGUACCGCACAAAGUUCUACCUGGCUGACCGACAAUAUCGGACUGCGACAGCGAGACCUUCUACACGGCAGAGUUCCUGGACUACUACCUCAACCCACUCUCGGUCAAACAUCCAUCAUAUCUCAAAGACACUUAUGACUUUAUAGGAAAGAUUAAAUCGAUCAAAGUCCCCCACAAUGCAAUAUUAUUCACAAUAGACAUAAACAGUUUAUACACAAACAUUGACACACAGGCAGGACUGGCAGUCAAGACCAUCCUUCAAAAGUACCCAGAAUCUAGACGACCGGACAAGGAACUUCUACAACUGCUGCAAAUAAACCUGACGAGAAAUGACUUUGAGUACGACGGCAGGUUCUACCUACAAACAAAGGGGACAGCAAUGGGCAAGAAAUUUGCACCGGCGUACGCCAACAUCUUCAUGGCCACUUGGGAGGAGAAGGUCAUUCCGAAAUGUCCCCAGAAAACCGCUACAGUACCUCAGAUAUCUGGGGAAUUUGGACUGGUACACAGAAGGACUUGGAGAACUUUUUUUCAAAUUUUGGACACACAAGAUCCAUCCAUCAGGAUCGAAACCACCCAAGACAAAUACAAAAUUGACUUUUUGGUCACAACGUUCUACAAGGGACCACACUUCAAUGAACAUCACACACUGGACAUCAAAGUUUUUUUCAAACCUACAGACACACAUGCAUUACUACAUAAAGACAGCUUUCACCCACACCAUACAUUCACUGGAAUAGUUAAGUCACAAUUACUCUGCUUCAAACGCAUUUGCACACAUGACAGACUUUUGGGAAGCGGUUAAGAUUUUGUUUACAUCACUUCGCUCGCGUGGUUACUCAAGAUCAUUCUUGAGAAGAUGUCUUAAAAACUUCCAGUCCCCUUGCAAAACAAUCGACUCCAAGAUCAUUCCACUCAUUACCACUUAUUCGACAAAUAAUGUUCGAUUAAACUUUCGUUUAAAAGAAAACUUUCAAAAAAUACUGCAAAAUACACCGUUGCAUGACACCCACAAGGUCAUCUCGCCAUAUAGAAAAAAUAAAAACCUCCAGGACCUUUUGGUCACAGCCAAAAUGAAACUGAUACAACAAAAAAAGUUCAAAACAACCGAAAACCCCAACCAACUUCAAAACAAUAAAAUAUAUUAAAAAUCCAACAAACAAAACAAUUUUCCAUAUAAAACAAAAGAUCAACAGUAACACUACCUACUGUGUAUACGUGAUCGCAUGUACGAGGUGCCAAAUGCUUUACGUGGGAGAAACCGGUAACUCCAUAGCAACCAGGAUGGUACAACAUCGAUUCAACAUUAGAAAACAAAAGCGUACAGACACGACACUGGUUAAACAUUUUAUUAAACAUGGGAUCAAAGCGUUACAAGUGUCUGGAUUGGAACAUAAUAUUCACUGGACAACCAAGGGGAGGAGGAAAGUGGAAAGAAAAUGGAUACACCAAUUAGGCACCCUCGAACCCAGGGGCAUUAACGAUAGAUUCAACAGUUAAUGUACAUUCUCCCCUAGGGAGGCGUGACCGUAAAGAUACGAUCGCUCCCCCCAAACCAACUCCCUCAUUUCACCCCCCAGGGAGUAUAUUGAAACAACCCCUGUAAUCGCUUUGAACGGGGCCCUAAACACAGGUACCAAGGGAGGCGUGACCGUAAAAAUACGAUCACCUCCCCCCCCAAACCCAACUUUGGAACGGGGCCCUAAACACAACUAACACCCCGAGCGAGCUUAAUCGCGAAAUACGACAACUUCCCCUGAACCCCCCUAAACACAAGUCUCCCCUAACCAAGGGAGGCGUGACCGUAAAAAUACGAUCACUCCCCCCCCAAACCCAAUUUUGGAACGGGGCCCUAAACAUAAGUAACACCCCUAAGCGGGCUUAAUCGCGAAAUACGACAACCUCCCCCGAACCCCCCUAAACACAAGUCUCCCCUACCGAGGGAGGUGUGAUGGUAAAAAUACGAUCACUCCCCCCAAACCCAAUUUUAGAACGGGGCCCUAAACACAGGUACCAAGGGAGGCGUGACCGUAAGAAUACGAUUACUCCCCCCCAAACCCAGGGCCCUAAACACAACUAACACCCCUAGCAGGCUUAAUCGUGAAAUUCGACAACCUCCCCCGAAACUCCCUCGAACAUAACCAACAAAGCCAUCCAAUUUCUAACCUAAACGUGGAAGCGUAUUAACUCUGGCCCUUAUACUAAAUGAAAGAAAAGGGCACUAAACGUAAUCAACACCCGAGGGAGAUGGAAUGGUAAAACACGACCACCUCCCUCGAGUUACUGGGAGAAAAAAACUCAACACAAAUAAUUCAAACACAACCAAAAGAACCGCCUUUGGUGGAAGGGGGACUUGACCGUAAAACUACAACCAAUUUCCCCGGUCCCCAUUAACCACAAUAGAAUUAUUUACAAAAUCUGGAAGUAAUGAGAAAAGUGAAACACAAUCAACCCUUGGCAAUAUUUACCAUCGUUGAAUAACUCCACAGAAAAAUCAGAUUCUCAAAAACAAUUCUUCUAAAAAAAUACAAGCCCCUCUGCAGGGCUUUCAUACUUGUUCCCAAUCAGAAUUCUUUAAUUUUUUUGAAAAAAAAUAACAAGCCACCAAACAGGUAGCAUGGUACCAUAUUCACCCUUAAAACCCCGAGACAUUUGGGACACCUGUAUGGACAUUAUACUAUUCUCCAAUAGAAUUCCAAGUUUUGAAAAUUCAAACAACAAGAAGUCCCCAAACAGGAAGUGUGUCAUGAUGCCCGGCCCUUUAGAAAGCCGGUGCACCUGAGCACAGCAGUCACUCUAUGCACAAAUUUGUUGGAGAGACGCUCACCUGCAUUCCCAGGAGCAUCGGAGCUCAAAUCGACAAAUAGUAGGAUUUAUUCCCUUGUCAAAAUUUCUUGCCUUAUUCUAACAAUUCUUCUUCCUAUCUCUUUAUUCUCUCCUCCUUUCUAUUAUUGUGCCCACGCUUGAAAAAGACUUAAAAAGGUCGAAACUAGUCGCGACGGGCACUCCCUCUUUCCUUUCCCAUUUCCCUGCUUUGUUGCAAGCAAUAUGAUUGGAUUUGUUUUUCAUAUAACUGGUCGUUUCCAUUGUAUUUGAAUAUCUGUGCAUUACUUAAACACUCCAAUUGUGAAUUCCCAGUUGUGAAUAGCAGCCGCCGUGCUGUGCUGUGCCCCCCUUUUAUUCUGUUUUUCCAGUUGUGAGUGGCAGACGCCGUGCUGUUCUUUUUUUCUGCUUGUUUUUUACAUUGUUUGAAAAUCUGUGCCCCUUACUAUUAACUAUCCCCCGCUGUGAGUCAAAGUGACGGUUGCAUUACAAAAUCAUUCACUCCAAUAUAUUUAAAUUGAAAGUAACUGUGCUGAUCAUCUUUGAAUCCCCUGUUUUGUGUGGAAAUAGU